AUGUCGAACUUGUACGUUCGUGAUGGCGUUUCAAGUGUCCAGCCUCCGCUAUCUCAGGCUGUUGGCUAUGUCGUUGUUGUUGUUGUUGUUGUUGUUGUUGUCAUUGGUUUCCCAGUCAUGAUGCUCAUCACCAAGGUAUUAAAGAAAACCACCGGAGAAGAUAACAAGAAAACGGAAAUGUUCAUGACUGCGAACCGCACUGUCCGCACGGGUCUGACUGCGUCGGCCGUGAUCUCGUCAUGGCUUUGGUCAACCGCCUUACUCGGCUCAUCUUUUGUCGGAUACGAUUAUGGUGUCGCCGGCCCAUUCUGGUUUCUGGUUUGCUGCUGGUUGCAGUCCGAUGAUCGUGUUCUUCGCGUUACUCGGUUGUGCGGAUUCGAUAUGGUAGGGGGUCUUCAGCGACCCUUGCUGGAUAAGAUGGUGGCUGAUAAUGGCUACAACACAGGACAUGUGGCACAUAUGGUCUUCAUGAUUCUGUGCCUGGUGAAUAAUAUUUUUGCUUGUGCUAAUAUGUUGCUUGGUGCUGCGGCUGUCAUUACCGCUGUUACUGGAAUGCACAUUAUUGCGGCGACAUUCUUGCUACCGGUCGGAGUCACAGUAUAUACAUUUGUUGGUGGAAUUAAAGCAACCUUCCUGACUGACUAUUUCCACACGGCAAUUAUCAUGAUCAUCGCCUGCUACUUUUCGGUGAAGGCCUUUUCCAUCGAAGAAGUUGGGUCCAUAGGCCGUCUCUUUGAACUUGUCCAGGCAGCUGCACAGCGUCAUCCAGUUUCUGGGAACCAGGAUGGGACUUAUUUGACUAUGACAUCGAAGAGUGCGAUUCUGUUUGGGAUCCUCCACACCCUUGGCAACUUUGGUCUAGUCAUCAUGGACACGAGUUACUUUAUUAAAGCAUUCUCUGCCUCGCCAGCUGCAGUAGUCCCCGGAUAUACCAUUGGUGGAAUUGCCUACUUUGCCAUUCCAUGGGGUCUCGGAACAGGUAUGAGCUCCAUUGCCUUGGGACUAGAGAAUCAACCUAACUUCCCAACAUUCCCACGGAGGAUGACCACGUCAGAAGUAUCUGGAGGCCUAGUUCUCCCCUAUGCCGCCAUGACAAUGGCAGGCAAAGGCGGCGCAGCAGCAGUUUUCCUCAUGACAUUCAUGGCGUGCACAUCAACCCUCUCAGCCCAAGUAAUCGCAGUCAGCUCAAUCCUCAGUUUCGACGUGUACCGCGAAUACGUCAAAAAGAAGGCAACAGAUCGUGACCUGAUCCGAUCCAGCCAUUUCGGCGUCAUCUUCUUCGCUGCUUUCUCUGCUGGUUUCAGCACCAUGCUCCACUAUGUGGGCAUCGAUCUAGGCUGGACACUAUACAUGCUCGGCGUCGUAACCUGCCCAGGAAUCUUCCCAAUGAUAUUCACAAUCCUCUGGAAGCGUCAAAGCAAAGCUGCAGCAAUCCUCUCACCAGUCCUAGGCCUUGCCACAGGACUAGCAGUCUGGCUAGGAACAGCCUCGCACUUUAGCGGCGAAGUAUCUGUCGCCUCAACAGGCCAGGUCCUCCCGUGUCUAUACGGCACUGUGGCAUCCUGCAUGUCCCCAAUCGUCUACUCCGUCUUGAUAACGCUUGUCAAACCGCAGAAUUAUAACUGGGAUGAUUUCAAGCAGGAGAAACUCUCGCUUGAAACACUUGAGUGGGAUCUGACUACUGUGCAUCAUAAUCACGUUCUGCCAACUGGGAGUAAGAGUCUUGAAGAUGGGGGUGGCGGGACUGAAAAUAAGGAGUUGAAGCGGUGGGAACGAAUUGCUGCUGUUUGGGCUAUUGCGACAUUCUUGGGUCAGUGGGUUAUUUGGCCGUUGCCGAUGUAUGGCUCAGGCUAUGUGUUCAAUAAGAAGUUCUAUACGGCCUGGGUUGUUGUCGGCAUUAUCUGGCUCUGGCUUAGUAUGCUGGUCGCUAUGUUCUAUCCUAUCUUCGAUGGCGGUGUUCAGCAGAUUCGAGAUGUCUAUCGUGGAUUGAAAGGACGGGACAAUAUUGCUGGUACGGUGCUCAGUCAUGAGAAGGAUGGCACCAGUGCUUCUCCUUCUGCUGGGUCUAUCAGCGAUGCUACACGCACGGGUGAUACUCAAGAGGUCAAGGAGUGA
Messenger RNA from Penicillium antarcticum, 2115 nucleotides. RefSeq names its product sodium:solute symporter family protein. Gene Ontology annotation, biological process: urea transmembrane transport. The transcript is spliced from 12 exons. Bases 1 to 2115 code for a protein of 704 amino acids. The record is from RefSeq and is a predicted model, not a curated record. Gene Ontology annotation, cellular component: plasma membrane. Lineage: Eukaryota; Fungi; Ascomycota; Eurotiomycetes; Eurotiales; Aspergillaceae. Gene Ontology annotation, molecular function: urea transmembrane transporter activity.